AUGGUGGUGCCGCCGCCGCCCUCCUGCCAGCCCAGCUGGCGGGCCGGGCUCGGGCUGCAGCCGAGGGGAGAACGGAGGGGGAGGUGGAGGGAGCCGGCGCGGGGCCGACGUGGAGGAGCGGAGGGGGCGCUCCGGGGGAGGGGGGCCCGAGGAGGCGGGUGCGAGCCCCGUGUGGGGUGCGGAGACUCGGGCUGGAAUUCAGGGAGGGGAGAUCCCCGAGCCGCCUCCACCGACCCCGCCCCGGGGCCGCUCACGUCGGUUCCGGGGCGGAUUACCCCUCUCCUAACGGCGCGGCACUGCGGCUCCGGGAGCCGGGAGAGGGGGAGGGGUCGGAGGCCACGGGUCCAGAAACCGUUACUGGGAAGGCAAGUGGGCUGCGGCAGCCCUGGGCUGGGUGGGGCCGGGGUGGUCGAACCCGAGACCCGCGUGGGAGUUGAGGGGCGCGAGGCUGGUGUCCUGGCUCGCGGGAGCCGGCGGAGCAGGGGCCCGGGAAGGGGCGCGCGCGCCCGGGGGACGGUAACCGCUGCUGCACGGGGAUUGCUCCGGGCCCUCUCAGAGCCUUCUCCCUCAAGGGCGCUCUCAGGGAUCCACCAGAGCCCUAAAAACCGAAGCCUCUGGAACCUAUAUCCUCCCUCUGUCCGUCUCGCCCCAGAAUCUUCCCUGCGUCCUCCUCGCCCCCUCCCUCCUGCAGAUAUUUCUCUUACCACCUGGGCAGCUGGGCAGUUGCCCCACCGUUUUGAGCAAAGUGGAGCUAUGAAGCCAGAAACCUACAAGGAUGCCCUGCUGGAGCUUGGCUUCAACCAGGAUGCAGUCAUGGUGUCAGCUCAGAUGGGACUCAUCUCAAGGUUCAACUGGGAAAGUAUCUGCCUCCAAGCCCACUCCUGUAACUGUUGGCAGGAUUCCAUUUUUCCACUGGAUGUUCAACAGCUCAAUGUCACAGCUUGUGUCAUCAAAUAAGUGACAGGAGCCAGGGAGAGAGAGUCCAGCAAGGAGGCAGGCAGUCUCUUGUAACCUAAUCUUGGAAGGGAUAUCCCAUCACUUUCAUUGUAUUCUCUUCAUUAGAAACAUGUCUCUAAAUCCAACCCAAUCCAUCUAGGCGGCUUCUUCUUCUUCUUCUUCUUCUUCUUCUUCUUCUUCUUCUUCUUCUU
Messenger RNA from Acinonyx jubatus (cheetah), 1148 nucleotides. RefSeq lists its product as uncharacterized. The transcript is spliced from 4 exons. Lineage: Eukaryota; Metazoa; Chordata; Mammalia; Carnivora; Felidae. The record is from RefSeq and is a predicted model, not a curated record. Bases 1 to 957 code for a protein of 318 amino acids.